Bursaphelenchus xylophilus (pine wood nematode) is the source of this 4820-nucleotide messenger RNA. NCBI's taxonomy places the organism in Eukaryota, Metazoa, Nematoda, Chromadorea, Rhabditida, Aphelenchoididae. The record is from the annotation of a GenBank genome assembly.
AUGUUCCACUUUGAUGGAUGGUCAAAACCGGAGCACCCUGGCCCUCCACUUGAUCCGGAGGGCCUUGUGGAAAAUAACGGGUGCUCGGCUGGACCAAAUGAGGUAAGAUUUUUUUGUUUUGGGAACUGCUUGACUUUGAUUUAAUCUAAAGUAAUAUAAUUUUAUUUUCAGCCAAUGCCAAACAAGUUCAUGAAGGAACAAGAAACUAAGGUGGAGCACCCUAGCCCCCCGAAUGAGCCCGGGGGGCCGUUGGAAGAUAAAAAUGGGUGCUCACCUUUUGUUCCGGUCUCAGUACGUCUUUGACCGAACCUUGGUCGACCGGCACCCUGGCCCUCCACUUGAUCCGGAGGGCCUUGUUGAAAAUAACGGGUGCUCGGCAGAACCAAAUGAAGUAAGAAUUUUUUGUUUUCGGAACUGCUUGACUUUAGUCUAAAGUAAUAUAAUUUUAUUGAUCAUUUUAUUUUCAGCCAGCCCCCUGAACAAGCCCAGCGAUCCUCUCCCUUCAAGGCCCGCUACCGAAGGGAUAAAAGAAAAAAAUGUAAAAAAGACAAAAAAGAAAAGCCAAAAAAAGAAAAGCAAAAAAAAUUAAAAGGCCAAAAAAAGGCAAAAAUAGAAGAGCCAGAAAAAAAUUGCAAAGGCCAAAAAAAUUGAAAGGCGAAAAAAAGAAAAGGCAAAAAUAGAAGAGCCAAAAAAAAUAAUGAAAAAGGCCUAAAAAAAUUUAAAAAAAAAAAAUAUUUUUUGAAAAAAAAACAAAAAAGAAAAGCCAAAAAAGUAAAAAAAAAAUAAGAAUUAUAUUUGUACCUAAGAUUCAAGUAAAAAUGUUCCCAGUCAGUUGUUCCCAGCGGAUGUCUACGACGAGAUUAUUGCCCCGGCCUGCCCUACGCCCGAAAACACAACCUCUUCAGGUGGCCAAAGCCCUCGGAACCCAUCCCGAGGUAAGUUUUACCAUGGAUAAUAUAAAAUUUUUGACAAGGAAGGUACUUCAAUGGGUUAUCGAGUUACAGGUCGAGUCAUAUAUCAAAAAAAUCGCAAAAUUUUUUUUGAUUCAGAUUAUGUAAAAAUAGUAGCUAACUUUAUGUAAAAGUUAGCUACCGAUUUUGGUUGGUAAGGGUGAAAAAAUCCUCAGAAGUUUUCACGCAACACCACGCAAAUGCCUUUUUGACAGCGUUUUUACCAAAUCAAAAGCUUCGUUUUGAGCUAAAGUGAACCUUGGCAUCUUGACAAGCCUUAAAAUAUCAAAUUUUAUUAAUACUACACCUUAAUUAGUAGUUCCAAUAUAAAAAAAAGGCAUUUGUGUGGUGCUGCGAGAAAAGUUCUGAGGAUUUUUCACCCUGACAGUCCAAAAUCAGGCAGCUAACUUUUACAUAUUCUGAAUCAGAAAAAUUUUACGAUCUUUUUGAUCUAUGACUCGACCUGUAACUCCACACCCCGUAGAAGUACUUUCCUCGUCAGAAAUUUCAAAACUUUUCUCCUAAUUACGGAGAAUUUUCUUGGAUGGGGAAAGAGUUGACUCAUCUUGGUCAAGUCUUCCUCUCUAGACGAAAAAUGCAAUGUUGCAUAGAUUUAGUUUGUUGCAGGAGGAGCGGACUGUAUAACGACAUGUUGGGAGCUUUUCUGAAUCAGUAUUGUAGUGUUCGGUUAAGAUUAUUGAUCUCUUGUCAUGUAUAAUAUAAUUUAUCUUUGAUACUUUCAGAAUAUUACCCAAUCUUCGCCGUGGAGACUUGCGAGUACCUUGAAAACCUCCAGAUUGAUCUUCAUCGCUUCCUCGAAGAGUUCGUUGACUUUGCAUGUUACAACAAGGUGAUUUGAAGGGAAAAAUGGAAGCAGUAAGUUCCAUCAGCCAAUGUUUUUCUUUUUUGCACACGGGGUUUACAGGGGAAGUACUCCAAGUGCGACGCUCAGAUUUUCUUUAAAUUUUGCACACACGUCGGGUAUGGACCAAAUAUCAAUUCCUGAAAGUUUUAGCUCGCGCUUUGCGGGCGCCGCCGAGAUAUCGAACGAUUUUUGCCGCCGAGAGAGCACGCUAAACGUGGAGAGCGGUCAGAGAGAAAAGCGCUUUUUGGCCAUUACUUUGGCAGUUUCGUGCGGAAAAAUUUGAUUUUUUUUAGAAACAUUAUCCUUUACAGUUGAAAUAGGCAUGAAACUUUUCGUGCCGAAAUUCGGCAAAAAGUCCUACAUUUUCGCCGACUUUCGAUCUAAAAAUCUCGGUUGUUUGUGCUAAGCGCGAGCUAGGAUUGUCGCAAAUUAUUCUAAAUUUGUGCUAAGUUUCAUCAAAAUCUGAGCGUCGCGCUUGGAAUACUUCCCCUGUUAGUUUCGGGAUGUUAGAGUAGCUGAGCCGGCUUUCGAAUAAUUAUUCGGGACAGGUUUCAUCGUUUAUAAUAAGUUUUUACCGUUUUGUUUGAUCUUUACGCCUUUUAAUUGCCAAAAAAUACUAUAUCCUUACUAUAGAUGCGCCAUUUUUGAUACACAUUUCAUACACAGUUACACAAACAUAUGUAAUACAUGUAAUUCAUGACUAUAGGGCUCUAGUUUUGGGCAGAGAAUUUUAUGGAGCUAUAGACAGUAAACGCUUUUGGACACGUUGGCCCUUGUUGAGGGGUUUAGAGAUAUUUUUAUAGGGCUGAUGUUUUUACGUUGUUUUAGUAAUUUUUUAUAACUUUUCAGAGAACCUCUCUCUACAAGGCCCGCCACCGAAGGAAUAAAAGAAAAAAGUGUAAAGAAAAGCCAAAAAAAAAUUUAAAGGCCCAAAGAAAAGAAAAGGCAAAAAAAGAGCCAAAAAAACUAAAAGAAGAGCCAAAAAAAACAAAGGCCAAAAAAAGUAAAAGUUAAAAAAAUACUAGUCGCGACAUAAAGUCCUGAGACGUUUGCACUGUGCGUUUUUGUUUUCCUUUCGCGCGAGUGCGCCACUUUUCUCGCGCGACACCCGCGACAAAAUGUGUCAGGACUUUAUGGCGCGACUAGUACAGGCCAAAUGAAAAGAAAAGGCAAAAAAAGAGCCAAAAAAAAAGCAAAGGCCAAAAAAAAAAAUAUAUUUGUAUCUGGAAUUCAGCGAACCCAAUGAGUUGUUCCCAGCGGAUGUCUACGACGAGAUUAUUGCCCCGGCCUGCCUCUACGCCCGAACACUCAAUUUCUUCAGCUGGUCAAAGCCCUCGGAACUCAUCCUAAGGUAAAUUUUGCCAUGGAUAAUAUAAAAUUUUUGAAAAUUUUUAAAACUUUUCUCGUAAUUACACCUAUAGUCAUUCCAAAGAUUACUGAAAGACUUACUGAUCGCUUUAUUUCAGACCCAAGGUUGACAGAUGACACCGAUCCAUCAGUAGUUCGUCUGGUCUACAGUGGUGUUACAGUUUUUGCCCAUCGCGGAGUCCUCCAUUGAUCUUCGCCCACGCCAAUGAAUUGGUCUAUGGAAGCAGUAAGUUGUGGAGAUUGAGGACGGAAUGGUCCGCUAAAAAAAGGAAAGGGGAGGGCGGGGAGAGGGGGGAGGUUUUCGAUGACGCUGAUUUCGAAAAUCAUAUCCAUUUUUUCUGAAUUUUACGAAGUUUGACCAAGUUUUUACCAAUUAAAACAUUUAUUUUGAAGAAUUGAAGAGGAUAUAGGCAAAGAUUCAGAAGAAAUGGAUUCGAUUUUUGUAAUCAGCACCAUCGAAAACCUCCUCUUUCCCUUUUGUUUAGCGGACCUUUCCGUCCUUCGUGAGUUGUAGCUGGUUUUUAUUGCAUUACUUGCAGAUAUCUUCAAGCCCCAAGCUACGGAUAAAAAAACUAAAAAAAGAUUAAGAAAAGGAAAAAAGAAUAAGAAAAAAGAGAAAAAAAUUGUAAGAAAAAAGGAAAGAAUAAAAGAAAAAAAGGAAGAAAAAAAGAAAAAAAGAAAGAAAAAAAGAAAAAUAUAAAAGAAGAAGCCUCAUCGCUUCCACUCCCACCACUUCCAUUACUCGCCCUCCUCUACCACUCCCACCACCCUCCUCUCCCUUUCCCUUUCCCCUCCCCCUCCCUCCCCUUCACCCAAUCAUCAAAGCCUGCUUUGGUGAUUAAAGUAAGUUGUUUUUUCCCCAAUUGUAGGCCUUUAUUUCUUGUUAUAAGUCCAGAUACUGCUCGUUCUACUUUUAAUCUUAUUUAUUUUCAUGGAAACCAUCGAGAAUCCGUUUCUUGGAGCCCUGGAGAAGUUGGAGAAAUAAAUGGUGCCCUGGUGGCCCCCACCGCGGAAAGAUCAGAAAGGUACGUCGAUUGGGAGUGAUAAAUUAUGGAAUCGAGAUCUAGAAGGGAUAAUGCGAGCAUUUUAAGGGAAUAAGAGUUUACUUUUGUAAAAAAAGCCCGUCAUCACGAUAUAUUUUUUGAAAUGUUACGGUAGAGAUAAGGGUUUUCUAAACUCUGAUUUUUACUGUGGUGUGAACGAGUUACACUCAGGUUUAGAAGCUUAAAAAUAGCUAUGUGCUAUUUUUGUUUUUGAUUAUUAGAUACAUAUGAAGUUCUCGUCAUGACGGGCAACUUACAAUUAGGAGGUUACAUUUCUUGUGAUUUUUUGGAAGAAUUUUAGAAUUUUUUCUCUUUUUUCCGGAGGUUUGAGGGAAUUAGAAGAUGUGGGGUGCCGUAAAAAGCAGUUUUAUACGAAGUAAUGACUAGUUUUUGUCGUUAAUAAUGUGGUCAUGACGGUAUUGGGAUAUUUUUAUAUUGCUGAUGAGAUGAUUAACUUUCCUGUUUAAUUUUUCGCGUUUAAAUACAUUUUUCUUUCAGAAGUGCAUCCAGUAUUGCCUUAUGGUUGAAGAGGAAGCUAGAGUGAAAAUGAAGAACAAGUUGCUUGCCGAGCCCUGCAAACGGUCGAUUCCUUGA